AUGACAAGUGUUAAUGAAAUUAGAAAGACAUUUAUAGAUUUCUUUUCGGAGAAAUGUCAACAUACAUUUGUACCAUCAUCGUCUGUGAUUCCACAUGACGAUCCAACAUUGCUAUUUGCCAAUGCCGGUAUGAAUCAAUUCAAGCCUAUUUUCCUCGGACAGGCUGACCCACGUAGCGAGCAAGCCAAGUUGAAGCGUGCUGUCAACUCACAAAAGUGUAUUAGAGCUGGAGGCAAACACAACGAUUUGGACGACGUAGGAAAGGACACAUACCAUCACACCUUUUUUGAAAUGUUGGGUAACUGGUCAUUUGGAGACUACUUUAAAAAGGAGGCCAUCACAUGGGCCUGGGAGUUGUUGACUGUCGUCUACAAGCUCGACAAGGAGCGUCUCUACGCUUCGUACUUUGGUGGUGACGCUGCCAAGGGUUUGGAGGCUGAUACUGAGGCCCGCGACCUCUGGCUUCAGUUCUUGCCCGCCGAGCGUGUAUUGCCAUUUGGCAUGAAGGAGAACUUUUGGGAGAUGGGUGAUACUGGACCGUGCGGCCCAUGCUCAGAGAUUCACUUUGACAAGGUCGAGGGUCGUAAAGGCGCUGCUGCCCUCGUCAACGCCGACGACCCCACCCUCAUCGAGAUUUGGAACAAUGUGUUUAUCCAAUACAAUCGCGAGGCUGACAAGAGCUUGCGUCCAUUGCCCAACAAGCACGUCGAUACCGGUAUGGGUCUCGAACGUUUGACAUCGAUCAUCCAAAACGUCGGCACCAACUAUGACACUGACAUUUUCAUGCCAAUCUUUGCCGAGAUCCAAAAGGUCACUGGCUAUCCCCACCCAUACGGCGGCAAGGUCGGCUCGGACGACCCCGAACAAGUCGACAUGGCCUACCGUGUCAUUGCCGAUCAUAUCCGUACGCUCUCCUUUUCGAUUGCCGACGGUGCCGUGCCCUCGAGCGAGGGACGUGGCCAAGUGUUGCGUAGAAUCUUGCGUCGUGCCGUCCGUUAUGGCAAGCAAAAGUUGAACGCUCCAUCUGGCUUCUUUGCCAAGUUGGUCGACAUUGUCGUCCAAAACUUUGGCGACUUUUUCCCAGAGCUCCGUAACCGUCCACAACACAUUGUCUCGGUUUUGGAACGUGAGGAAAAGAUGUUUGCCCGUGCCCUUGAUCGUGGUAUCGUCGAGUUUGACCGUAUGGUCGACAAGGUCAAGCAACAGGGUAGCAAGGUGUUCCCAGCCUCCAAUGCCUGGUACCUCUACUCGUCGUUUGGUUUCCCAAUCGAUUUGACCAAGUUGAUGGUCGACGAGAAGGGUCUCGAGCUCGACAUGGACGGCUACCAAAAGUUGGCCGAUGAAGACGCCGAGCGCGGUCGUCUCCGUCAACGUUCGAAAAAGACCGAGAUGAACAUGCAAGCCGAACCCAUCUCGAUCCUCCAAGGAGACGGUGUCAAGCCAACCAUCGACUCGCACAAGUACGAGCAAAAGGAGAUUGAAACCGUCGUCAAGGCAAUCUACGACGGCAAGGUAUUUGUCAACAGCCUCGAGUCAACCGACACCACCCGCAACACAGUCUAUGGUAUCGUGUUGGAGAGCACCAACUUUUACCCAGAGCAAGGUGGUCAAAUCUACGAUAUCGGAAACAUCAACUCGGUCGUCGACCAAACCACCAUCUUUAACGUCAGUGACUGCAAGGUUUUCGGAGGUUACGUCGUCCACAUUGGUUACAUUACCGCCGAUGCUGCCGCCAUCAAGGUUGGCGACAAGGUCGAGCUCACAGUCGACUACACCCGUCGUUCACCCAUCAUGUCCAACCACACCUCUACCCAUAUGAUCAACUUUGCCCUCCGUAAUGUCCUCGGUGACAAUGUCGAGCAACGUGGUUCACUCGUCGAUGACUCCAAGCUCCGUUUCGAUUUUUCCAACGACCGUGGUAUGACCCGUCAAGAGAUUAUCAAGGUUGACCAAAUCGUCAACGACCUCAUCGCCAAGGAAUUGCCAGUCAGCUGCAAGGAAGUCGAUCUCGCCCGUGCCAAGACUAUCAACGGUUUGCGUGCCGUCUUUGGUGAAGUCUACCCAGACCCAGUCCGUGUCGUCUCUGUUGGCAAGUCUGUCGACGAGCUCCUCGCCAACCCAACCAACCCAGAAUGGACCCAAUACUCGAUUGAAUUCUGUGGUGGUACUCACAUCAACAACUCCAAGGAUGCCGAAUACUUUGCCAUCACCUCUGAAGAGGCUUUGGCUGCCGGCAUUCGUCGUGUCGUCGCCGUAACUGGUUCCGACGCCACCGUCGUCUUUGAAAAUAACAAAAAGUUGCAAGCCCGUUUCCAAGAGGCCACCAAAUUCACUGGCAAGGAGCUCAAGGAUGCCAUCCCAACCCUCACCGCCCUCCUCAACGAACACCAAGGCAAGAUCUCUGCCUCCAAGAAAUUCGAACUCGUCGAAAUCCUCUCCUCCAUCCAAGAACUCGCCAAGAAACAAUACAAGGAAGAAGAAGCCAACCUCAUCAAGGAAGCUCAAGUUUUAGUUGAUCAAAUUUCAAAUCAAUUGGUUGAAUCUAAAUCACCAAUUUAUGUUGGUACUAUUAAUGCUGGAUUAAGUAAUACUUUAAUGUCAGAUUCAAUUAAAUCAAUUCAAAAGAAAUGUCCAGAUACAUCAGUAUUAUUGAUUUCAAAGGAUGAAGAAAAAGGAAAGAUUUGUGUCAUUUCUAUUGUACCAAAGGGAUCGACUGCCGAGACCAAGGGACUCAAGGCCAAUGAUUGGGUUGUCAAGGUAUCAGCUGCUCUCGGUGGUAAGGGUGGUGGUAAGCCAGAUGUUGCCCAAGGUGCUGGUACUGAUAUUGCCAAGAUUGACGAAGCCCUUGAAUUUGCUAAAUCAUUUGCUCAAAAAUUAAUUCUUUAA
This is a messenger RNA of Cavenderia fasciculata, 2886 nucleotides long. It is a transcript of the gene alaS, whose product is annotated as alanyl-tRNA synthetase. The transcript is spliced from 2 exons. Lineage: Eukaryota; Evosea; Eumycetozoa; Acytosteliales; Cavenderiaceae. The record is from RefSeq and is a predicted model, not a curated record. The coding region runs from base 1 to 2886 and encodes 961 amino acids. Gene Ontology annotation, cellular component: cytoplasm; mitochondrion. Gene Ontology annotation, molecular function: amino acid binding; aminoacyl-tRNA deacylase activity; ATP binding. Gene Ontology annotation, biological process: alanyl-tRNA aminoacylation; tRNA modification.